AUGAGAAGGUUUGGGGAUAUCUUGAGAAAUUUCAACAAGAUAGACAGUAUUUUAGCAGAACCAAACCUAAAAAAAUACAGAAGACAGUCAAUCCGAUUAAUUCUUGCCGUAUAUUGCUUGUUCACAUCCGUCAUGAUUUUCGAUAUCUUUUACUGGACCAGAUCAUCUUGUCCAGGAGGAAAAUCGGGAAGCCAUUAUAUUCUGGAUUACUGUGGAUUCUACUUUUUGUACUACAUCAUGAUCACUCUGGAACUGUAUUUUUCCCAUCUGGUUUAUUCGAUACACAUGAAACUGUUUUUAAUCAAUGAAUAUUUGGUGAUCAGUGAUUUGCGAAAUAAUCUCAAAAAUAAUAUCAUCAUGGUGAAUUCCCAAAUUGACAAUUUUCAUCUAGAGUCCUUGUGGCACAGGCAACACCAGGAUUCCAAGAUAUUUUUCAAAAUAAGAAUGCCUGAAUCAAGUUUCACUAAUGCUCAAAGAAUCAAAAUUCUGAGGAAACUGCAUAAACUUUUGAAUUAUGGUGUUGAUAUUAUCAAUGGAACUAUUGCCAAUGGUAUUAUGUUGAUCAUGCUGAGUUGUCUUGUUCAUCUGAUAGUAACGCCAUAUUUUCUGGUAGCAGAGUUGAUCAAGGAGAAAUCAAAUAUUUUAUUCAUAUUCCUGCAGAUAUUCUGGAUUAUAACGCAUACUUGUAGACUCCUGAUCAUUGUUGAACCAUGUCAAGCUUGCUCAUUAGAGGGCCAACGUACCAAUAUGCUUCUUUGUGACCUACUGUUAUUGAAUAAUACUGAUGAUGAGUUCGAAAAAGCUGUGAAGUCAUUCAGCUUAUAUUUAUCUCAGAAUCACAUAAGGUUUUCUUGUUCUGGUUUGUUCACGAUAGACAGAUCUCUCAUCACCUCGAUUGCUGGGUCAGUGACAACCUAUAUAGUGAUAUUGUUCCAAUUCAAUAAUAACUGA
Molecule: messenger RNA, 951 nt
Organism: Phaedon cochleariae (mustard beetle)
Lineage: Eukaryota; Metazoa; Arthropoda; Insecta; Coleoptera; Chrysomelidae
Source: the annotation of a GenBank genome assembly